Molecule: messenger RNA, 441 nt
Organism: Prorocentrum cordatum
Lineage: Eukaryota; Dinophyceae; Prorocentrales; Prorocentraceae
Source: the annotation of a GenBank genome assembly
ACCAUCGCGGAGAAGGUGCUUGGCGCGGAUGUGGAGCGGCUCCGCCUAGGUGGGGAGGCGCUGCAGGACGGGCACGUCCUCCUCUGCGACCUGGACCGUCGGCUGCGCGCCGCGGACGACUUCCUCUACGCGCGCUUCGACGGCGCCAUUGAGCCGCCGGCUGGCAGCGCCCCCUCGGCUGCCCAGGACGCGGGGGCGAUGCAGCACCACCUCCCGGACCACGACCCCGAGGAGCCCGAGGUGGACGGAAGCUGUGGGGACUCGGCCUCAGUGGCGGGGACGCCAGACGAUGUCAGUCAGGAGCUCGUGACGAAGCUGCAGAAGAGGCACCCCGACCGCGUGCCCGUGAUCUGCCGGCAGGCGGCCGGGCCAGGCCUGCCCGGCAUCGACAAGAAGCUGCUUGUGCCGCUCAACAUGCCGGGCGCCCGGGACCCCGCCUAG